AUGGGAGUGGCCUGGAUGGUGGCGGCGGCCGUCGCGGCGGUGCUGGCGUCGUGGGCGUUCAACGCGCUGGUGCACCUCGUCUGGCGCCCCUACGCCAUCACCCGGAGGUUCCGCGCGCAGGGCGUGCGCGGCCCGGAGUACAGGUUCUUCACCGGGAGCCUCGGCGAGAUCAAGCGGCUCCGCGGCGAGGGCGCCGCCGUCACGCUGGACGUCGACGACCAUGACUUCAUUCCCAUGGUGCAGCCGCACCUCCGCAAGUGGAUCGCGCUCUACGGGCGGACCUUCGUGUACUGGACCGGCGCGAGGCCGAACGUGUGCGUGGCGGACGUCAACGUGGUCAGGCAGGUGCUCUUCGACCGCAACGGCCUCUACCCCAAGAACCUCAUGAACCCGCACAUCUCCCGCCUGCUCGGCAAGGGCCUCGUCCUCACCGACGGCGACGACUGGAAGCGCCACCGCAAGGUCGUGCACCCGGCCUUCAACAUGGACAAGCUCAAGAUGAUGACGGUCACCAUGUCCGACUGUGCUCGCUCCAUGAUGUCCGAGUGGGAGUCACAGCUCGCGAAGGGCGGUGAAGUGGAGAUCGAGCUGAGCAGCCGGUUUGAGGAGCUCACCGCCGACGUGAUCUCGCACACGGCGUUCGGGAGCAGCUACGACGAGGGGAAACGGGUCUUCCUGGCGCAGAGGGAGCUCCAGUACCUGGCCUUCUCCACUUUUUUCAACGUCCAGAUCCCAGCCCUCAAGUACCUCCCAACCGAGAAGAACCUCCGGACAUGGAAGCUGGACAAGCAGGUGAGGGGCAUGCUCAUGGACAUCAUAAAGACCCGCCUCGCCAACAAGGACACCGCCGGCUACGGGAACGACCUGCUAGGGCUCAUGCUGGAGGCGUGCGCGCCGGAGCACGGCGAGACGCCGAUGCUGAGCAUGGACGAGAUCAUCGACGAGUGCAAGACCUUCUUCUUCGCCGGGCACGACACCACGUCGCACCUGCUCACAUGGGCCUCGUUCCUUCUAAGCACGCACCCGGAGUGGCAGGACAGGCUCCGGGAGGAGGUGCGGCGGGAGUGCGGCGACGAGGUCCCCACCGGCGACGCGCUCAACAAGUUGAAGCUAGUCAACAUGUUCCUCCUGGAGACUCUGCGGCUGUACGGCCCGGUGUCCCUGAUCCAGAGGAAGGCAGGAUCAGAUCUCGACCUCGGCGGCGUCAGGGUACCCGAGGGCGCGAUCCUGACCAUUCCAAUCGCGACGAUCCACCGUGACAAGGAGGUCUGGGGCGACGACGCCGGCGAGUUCAAGCCGGAGAGGUUCGAGAACGGGGUGACAAGGGCGGCCAAGUACCCCAAUGCGCUGCUGUCCUUCUCCAGCGGGCCAAGGUCGUGCAUCGGUCAGAACUUCGCAAUGAUCGAGGCAAAGGCCGUGGUCGCCAUGAUCUUGCAGAGGUUUGCCCUCGAGCUGUCCCCCAAAUACGUCCACGCGCCCAUGGACGUGAUCACCCUGCGCCCAAGGCACGGGCUCCCCAUGCUCCUCAAGCGCUUGCUUCCUUGUGCACUUCAUUAUGACUUCCGCAAGUGGAUCGCGCUCUACGGUACGUCGUCGUCAGUCGUCACAGACCUGGUGGCUGGCGUAUUGCGUCCUUCGUCGGCGCUCGAACGCUUUCUUGGCAGGAUUGCUGUGUUUCUUACUUACGAGGCUCCGUGCGUGGCUGCAGGCAAGACGUUCGUGUACUGGACCGGCGCGAGGCCGAACGUGUGCGUGACGGACGUGAACGUGGUCAGGCAGGUGCUCUUCGACCGCACCGGCCUGGCGGCCUCUACCCCCAAGAACCUCAUGAACCCGCACAUCUCCCGCCUCCUCGGCAAGGGCCUCGUCCUCACCGACGGGGACGACUGGAAGCGCCACCGCAAGGUCGUGCACCCGGCCUUCAACAUGGACAAGCUCAAGAUGAUGACGGCGACCAUGUCCGACUGUGCUCGCUCCAUGAUGUCCGAGUGGGAGGCACAGCUCGCGAAGGGCGGUGAAGUGGAGAUCGAGCUGAGCAGCCGGUUUGAGGAGCUCACCGCCGACGUGAUCUCGCACGGCGUUCGGGAGCAGCUACGACGAGGGGAAAUGGGUCUUCCUGGCGCAGAGGGAGCUCCAGUACCUGGCCUUCUCCACUUUUUUCAACGUCCAGAUCCCAGCCCUCAAGUACCUCCCAACCGAGAAGAACCUCCGGACAUGGAAGCUGGACAAGCAGGCGAGGGGCAUGCUCGUGGACAUCAUAAAGACCCGCCUCGCCAACAAGGACACCGCCGGCUACGGGAACGACCUGCUAGGGCUCAUGCUGGAGGCGUGCGCGUCGGAGCACGGCGAGACGCCGAUGCUGAGCAUGGACGAGAUCAUCGACGAGUGCAAGACCUUCUUCGCCGGGCACGACACCACGUCGCACCUGCUCACAUGGGUCUCGUUCCUGUUGGGGUUUAG
Molecule: messenger RNA, 2460 nt
Organism: Miscanthus lutarioriparius
Lineage: Eukaryota; Viridiplantae; Streptophyta; Magnoliopsida; Poales; Poaceae
Source: the annotation of a GenBank genome assembly